This is a messenger RNA of Lineus longissimus, 923 nucleotides long. RefSeq names its product coiled-coil domain-containing protein 169-like. The transcript is spliced from 8 exons. Bases 18 to 698 code for a protein of 226 amino acids. The record is from RefSeq and is a predicted model, not a curated record. Lineage: Eukaryota; Metazoa; Nemertea; Pilidiophora; Heteronemertea; Lineidae.
GAAACCAAUAAAACAACAUGGCGAACUUGCAAGAACAUGACCUGGAACGGCUUCGUGCCGAAUUACAGCAAGAGAAGCAGAUGCAGGAGAUGCUGGAGCAGUCGUCGACUGAGUUAAAGAUGACGGUAGAUGAGUUGGAGCGGAGGAUCGAUAACAUCGAUGAGGAAGGUAACGAAUGGAAGACGAGGUUUGAGACACAACUGGAGAUGAAUCAACAGUUGGACAAGCAGAUCCUGCUGUUACAAGAUAAGAUAGACAUGGCAAAGAAGGCCUCACAAGACAUGCAAGGCAAGGCUCAGAAAGAAAUAUUCACAAAGAUAGAUUUUACAGAUUUUCAGUCCAACCGUCGACAACCCCAAAAAGAGGUGACUCAUCAGACCAUCAGAAUGAUGGAGAGAGAAAAGGGAUCCGUCCAGAACCAACUGAGAGACAUCGAGUGGCGUGUUGAUCAGGAAUCUAAGGCAUAUCACAAAGCUAAUGAAGAGCGGAAACAGUACAACACGGAAAUCAGCGCAGCAAAACAUACGAUCACCGGCCUCGAGACGAAAUACAAACACAGUACACCAAGAGGGGACGGUUAUGACGAAGGGCCUAAGAUUAGUACCAGGAACAUCCCACCAGACCAGCGGAUCAUUGACCCGAGGAAAGGUCCCAUCAAUAAGACAGCUGCUGUGAAGAAGCUGCCCAAGCUUGAAUAGGGGGUGUUAUGGUGCUAAUGGUUCCAUCUGUGCCAAAAAGUGGUGUCAGUCUCUAAUGCUAUGGGCCAUAGAGGCUGACCCGGAAAAGUUCAGAAUUAUUUUUGAAGUUGACCUGCAGGACUACUAUCUGAGGGUCUGGGGACUGAGGGCUGGAUCUGGGGGCUGGGGCUUGAGACUAAGCCUAAGGCCUGGGACAUGGGCUGGGGCUUGGGACUGAGGGCUGGG